Molecule: messenger RNA, 4698 nt
Organism: Penicillium subrubescens
Lineage: Eukaryota; Fungi; Ascomycota; Eurotiomycetes; Eurotiales; Aspergillaceae
Product: Sec7 domain protein
Exons: 2
Coding region: 1-4287 (1428 amino acids)
Biological process (GO): regulation of ARF protein signal transduction
Molecular function (GO): guanyl-nucleotide exchange factor activity
Source: RefSeq, a predicted model, not a curated record
AUGUCCCAACAGCGCGGCGGAUACGCUUCCAAUUCUCCUCCUCGCACUCCUCCCUCUCAGACCGCAAAAUAUCGGCCCAAGCGAGGCUACCCUACCCGUCCAUCCGUUCGCGAUGCCUUCCCCGACGCCGGUGACAAUGCGCCCAGAGCCAGCGAGUCGGGCGACGAGCGGGACCCUCAUGACUUGUCAUUGUCGCCCAAGCAUGCUGCCCGCACCUCCAUCGUAGACAAUAUGCUCCUCUCUCUCGACCAGUUUGACGGACCCGGAUCGGUGUUGGACGAUUAUCGACUAUUCAAUUCCGCCUUCGAAUCCGAUCUACAGGGUCGAUAUCGCGGUCACACAUUCUCCUCUUCAAUGUCUUCCGAAGCGGACUUUGGCUACGACGAUAGUAGCAGUCGCUAUGCGACCAUUACUGCGAACGGUCGACGCAGUAACAGCAGUUCCAACCAUCAAACCGCCCCGAGGAGAAUGAGCAGUGCCCGUGGCCGAGAUGCUAUGGGUUCCAGAGGAGGCACCAUGCCGAGGACCAAUGACGUUCGAAAAGGAAGCAAGGGAAGCGCCUCCAACGCCGAUUAUUCAUAUACUUUGCCUCGAGGUCGCGCAGACUCGGACGGCCGAGAUCGGCGCUCAGAGAGUUUUGACUGUGGACCAAAGAAAGCCUUUAUUCCAUAUGGAGACCAUGGCUUGGGCCAGGACUCGCUCUUAUACGAUGAUGAUGCCGCUCCAACCCCCAGUGUGCCCGCCGGCCCGCGCAAACUCUACGACUAUAGAACCCCCAACACCACAGUCGCCCGAACGCCUGUGGCAUCGCGGCGGAACAGCGUGAAAUCAUCCAAUGCCCCCCAGGUCCGGAAGAACCGUCCAGAGAACAUUGGCACUGGAGCUCUUAAGACCCGCGACAACGACUUUUUGGGUGAUACGGAUCUUGAUCUCCCGCCCGCCAUUCCGGCAUCUUUGGAUCCGCCUGCUCCUAGCCCAACAAUUUCAUACAACAAGCCAGCUUUCCCUCAACCGGAGGCAACAGUUACAAACACGUCAACCACGAUCACGGCGAAUCCGAGCGCCUCUGCUACAGCCAAUAUCAACACUAACAAAGAGCGUCCAGGAUUUUUCCGUCGUGUGUUCGGCGGGUCAUCAAAGGCUUCGUCCCUGGCGGAAUCUCCCAGUUCCCAUAUAAACGACAUCUCAUACUUCCAGGAGAGCGAAACUAAAGAAUCCACGGGUGCAACCUCCAACAUGAAACCACGGGAACAGCAACAAGUACAGCAGACCCAACAGCAGCAGCCUCCAAAGAGCGCAGUAACAGCCACACCUACUCCUGCUGUCCGUAAAGGGCCGCCUCAAGUGGUGAAACAAAAGUCCUCCUUCUUCCGCCGGCGCAAGAAGUCUGUGACUGAACACGUUCCCCUUCCGAUCAAGCUCCCUCAAGAGCUGGCCCCUCAAACUCUGGAUACGAUGAAACCAGAACCCAGCCCCGUGAGUAGCUUGCGCCAGUUCAUGAAUCAAUAUCUGGAUGAACCCGGUGCACCGGCAAACCCAGAUCGCAAGGAGAACCGCAGAGAAGAUCCUCGGCCUAACGAGUCAGCCUCGCUGCAGGCCCAGAAGCCAAGGGAAAGUGUCUCGGCUCCUGGCGGUGUCUCCAAACCGAAGCAGAACCUCCAGCCUCCCAGCAGUUCUCGCGGUCAGGAGCCUCGCUUGAUAUUAGAUAGUCGCGGUACCAAUGAUCAUGCUCAAAAGACAAGUGAUGUGGAGUCUAUCUCCUCUGCAGAGUCCCCCUUGCAGGAGAGAAACUCUAAUAUCAACCCCUCUAGCUCGCUGUCACCAGUCGCCGAGGAUUUCUCCCGCACCAUCAGGGUGUCAACCAAAAUGGCACCGCCGACCGAUUCUUCUCGUGAUAGCUUGGCUGGCGUGAGCAAGCUACCUCUUCCGUCGGACAGCAAUGUUCCCGAGUCUCCUGCAGCGUCAGAGGCAUCGCAUUAUCUAACCGCCUCGAACACGCCAGUCAUUGAAUCAGAAGAGCCCAAGGUAAUUACCGACAACGACGAGAAAGAUGACACAACCGACGGGCCUGGUGAUGCUGUCGAAGACGGUCCUACCGCCUCUGAUCGAGAUCAAGCACGAAACCUCUUCGAUAGUCAGGAUCAGGUCGUUGGUAAUGUCCCGGCGGCUGCUUGGCUUGGAGAGCCUGACCGGGCCAUGGUUCGGGAGGCGUACAUGCGACUUUACAACUGGUCGAAUAUGAACAUUCUUGCCGCUCUCCGGAGUCUCUGUCAGCGAUUGGUGCUCAAGGGAGAGACUCAACAAGUCGACCGGGUGUUGGAUGCUUUUUCAUGCCGAUGGUGUGAUUGCAACCCGAGUCAUGGCUUCAAAGCUACUGAUGUUGUUCAUACUAUCUGUUACUCCCUCCUGCUGCUAAACACCGAUCUUCACUUGGCGGACAUUGAGCAGAAGAUGACCAAAUCCCAGUUCGUUCGCAAUACCAUGCCCACAAUUCACCGUGUGGCCAUGGAUGCAGCACCCGAAGGUUUCGAGACUUUGCGGCCUCAGAAGUCCAAGACCGUGCCUACCGCCGAGUCUGCACACUCUGCACCCAACUCUGCUCGCUCUCAAACCUUCCCCGCAGAUGCAUGUGGCUUCUUGGAUGAUAACACCGCUCGCAAUACAGCUGACGUCGAUGCUGGUCCGUUGGUCACUACCCCUUUCACGGGAACUGUGCGAGCAUGGGAGCAGCAGGUGGAGAUGGUUCUGAAAGAUUUCUAUUCUUCCAUUCAAAAGGAUAAACUCCCACUUCAUGGUGCUCAACCGGAGAAGGAGGUAACCCGUAUGGCGUCGAGCAAUUUCCUCAAUCCCGUAUCGGGUACACUUCGCCGAAGCCCCAGCACCAUCAGCAAGAGCGGCUCGGAUAUCUUCCCCCGUGGCCGUUCGGCAGAUUCUCGCCAUGGUGCCGCGAGGUGGUCGUCCAAACCUCGUUCGCGAGGAGCGCGACUCUAUCCUCCAUCUAUGAUGGGUUCUAGCAGAACCAGCCUAGAUGAUCAGUCCUCUGUGUGGAGUCCGACUGCGUCGAGCACCUGGAGCAAGUACUCGCUGGGCAAGUUCACGUCGGCCUCGGUGGAUUCAUUUGGCUCCGAGUAUCCUCGUGGCGAGUACCAGCAGUCGAUUGGUUUCGCCAAUGCACUGAGUCAGGCUAUUAUUCGUGAAGAUUCUGCCACAUCAAUCUACAGUUACGAGGAACCAACCGCGCCUCUUCUAGAAGAUGAGACUUUGGCCUUGGCUGGUGCGCCUUGGGCUAAAGAAGGAAGUGUCAAGCACAAGCACCAUCUGGAUGCGGUGGACAAGCGUGCCAAAGACCGCAACUGGAAUGAAUGUUUUGCUGUCAUCCAGCAGGGCUGGAUGCGACUCUUCUCAUUCAAUAAUGCCUCCAAGUCUAUGCGACAGAAAGCCAAGCAGCGUGGAGGCGUCGUGGUUGGAGGUGGUAACUGGACCGAGAACGCCGAGGAGAUUUGGAAGUUCAUGCUGCGCCAGACUAUUGCCAGUGCCCUGCCACCGCCGGGUUACUCCAAGUCUCGCCCGCACGUGUGGGCUCUGAGCCUACCAACCGGUGCGGUUCAUCUCUUCCAAGCUGGCACACCGGAGAUUGUACGCGAGUUUGUCUCGACUGCCAACUAUUGGAGCGCCCGACUCUCCAAGGAACCUCUGGUAGGCGGUAUCAGCAACAUCGAGUAUGGCUGGAGCGACGCCGUCAUCAACAGCGCCCUAGUCAAUGCCGAGAGACGAUCACCACCCCCAUCCUCCGGCGCCCCACGUCCCAGCAUCCAAAGCUCCAUUCGCAGCUCCCUGGACCACCAAGGAGUUGUGCGGCCCAAGCUGCCCGCGGAUCGGGUGCACAUUAGCGACUGGAGUCCGCCACAGCAGAGCAUGGUCGCCUCUCACCAGUCAGAGGAAGAUCAGCUCAAGGCUUUGCAGGCGUAUGUGCAGAAUGUCGAGGACGAUCUCCAGCGACACAACGAGCUCCGGCCAGCUAUGAACCUGGCGUUCUCACCGCGUCACCCCAAUUGUGCGAAGGCGAUGGCCAACUGGGAGCGGAAGUCGUCGUAUCUCCUCCGCGAGAUUGUCAAGUUCCGCACGUACAUUGAUUCGCUUCGAAAUGCGAUCAAUAAGAAGGGGGAGAUUUAUUCUUCGAAUAAUAAUUAUUAUAAUCCUCCUGCAACAGGGGAUGAUGCUGGUACCGAGCAGCAGCAACAACAGCAGCAACCAGCUCCCCCUUCGACUGCUUCUACGACUACUUGACGGUAGGACCUGCAAUGCCCUUCUCUUGAAAGUACCCCAACUUUCACUUUCAUAUUCUUACCCUUCUUUUUGGCCCUUCCUUGAUGGAUUUACACCACCGAUUUUUUCCAAUUGCAGACCGUUGUACAUACCCGCCCAGGCCGGUGACUGUGGUAUACAUACUGCCCCAAAAUGACUGACGGCUCUUUUUUUCUUCAUCCUGGAUUUUGUUUCUUUCUUCUCUUAUUCCUUUUCCUUGGCUGUAUAUCUCUUUACUCUGUUCUCCCAUGACCCUUUUUAUUUUUCUUGUUAUUGGUAUCUUAUUUGUUGCCAUGGGGGCAUGGUUAUUUUGUUUAACGUUUGGAGCUAUGAUAUGAAAGAUGCUAUGGAUACCACGAUUGUUUUUUUUUCUGUCGAUGCAAUAUCAAUGUG